Messenger RNA from Epinephelus lanceolatus (giant grouper), 2026 nucleotides. RefSeq lists its product as uncharacterized. Gene Ontology annotation, molecular function: oxidoreductase activity. NCBI's taxonomy places the organism in Eukaryota, Metazoa, Chordata, Actinopteri, Perciformes, Serranidae. The record is from RefSeq and is a predicted model, not a curated record.
AGGCACUGAGGUGGAUUGAGUUACAUGAGAAGCACACGCCACUGUCACAAAACUUCAGGUCUACCACCAUCCACUGAAGCUGGCACCAAUCUCAACUCAACCAGAUGGUGAUACUCGAUGUGUUAAUAAUAGGGGCUGGUCCUCAUGCCUUGACCCUUGCUAGCCUGCUAUCCAACACCGACCCUGAUGCAAACUCAGACCCAGGACAUGACUCACCCCUCUCCCCUUUCUCCUCGGACCCUCUGAGGCCUCAGACAAACCAAGAGACACCCAACAACAACAAACGCUGCAGCGGCAAGAAGAAAAGGAGAGCGAGAGCUGUCUCCACAGGCCUGACACUGGAGGAGCGACUAGAAAAGUCAAUGGUAUCAAAGAGGGUCAACUGCCAGCCGAUGAAUCUUCGAGUGGUAGACUCCUAUGGAGAGUGGACCUCUCUGUGGGAGAGCCAGUUCACAGCUCUGAACAUCCCUCAUCUGCGCUCACACACACUGGUGCACACAGACCCUCUCAAUAAGAAAGCGCUGCAGGAGUUUGUUAUAAAGUCUGAUCGUUCAGCGGAGCUUCACAGUCUUCCAGAUCAGAUUUAUAUUCUGGAUGAAAACGCAUUUUUCAAUGACAUGAGGCUCGGACAGAAGGAGAGGAAACGUCUCAACAUCACCUCAACACUGAAGAAGAGUUUAUCCUUCAGUCUGCCAGGAACCAAACUCAGUGUGGAUUUCUUUAAAGAUCAGGUGGACAGAUACAACCUGGACAAAGUGCUGACGAAGGGAACAGUGGAGCGCAUCACUCCUGUGACUGAGGACAAGGAAGAGAUGGAGGAAGAGACUGACAGGAUAAAAGUGGAUGAGGCCGUGAGAGUGACUGAAGGGAAGAGGGUAAAAUAUUUUCAAGUCCAACUUCAAGAUGGUGUCAUCCUAAAAGCCCGCCAGGUUGUUAUGGCGACAGGUCCAACCCGUGCCCAGAUGGCAAACAUUCCUUCAUGGGUGAAAGGUAUUGGAGAGAGCUACCCAGACGAGCGCUUGCAACACACAGUGCACCUCAUGCACCACCUGCCAACUGCUCGGCAAAAACUAAAAGACAUUCAGAAAGAGACUUCCUCCACUCAAGAACUGUGUGUAGUGUGUGAGGCAGGGCAGAGAGUAUUGGUAGUUGGUGGAGGUCUGACCAGCGCUCAUGUCGUCUCAAUUGCCCUGCAGCAAGGUGCCAGCCAUGUCACAUGGGUCAUGAGGAAGCACCUUCAGUUAAAGCAGUUUGAUGUGGGCGACGUGGAGAGCUUGGUGGGCCGUUACUCUCACGUGGAGCACGGCAUCAAGAUGGAUGGCCAAGCCUACCUGCGGCAGUUCUACAAUGAACGUAGUCUCCACAAACGGCUGGCUAUGAUUCGCCAGGCGAGGAAAGGAGGAGCCGUAACACCAGAGGCCUAUAUCCACCUGCAGCCGUUCAUUCUGAAUGGACAGGUGGACGUGAGGACAUACUGUCAGGUGAGUGAAGCCAGCUGGUGCUACAGGAGUCAGGCCUGGAGCCUCUCCCUCAGCACUGGGGACCACUGGACUGGAGACAUGAUCUGGCUCGCCACCGGCUGCAAACUUGAUGUCAAACAGGACCCUUUACUUUCUGAGGUGAUGAAGGAAUUCCCCAUUCAGGUAUUAGAUGGCUGGCCAUGCAUAUCAGAAAGCUUACAGUGGGCAGAAGGGUGCCCGCUCUACCUGAUGGGGCAGUACACCGCUCUACGGGUUGGACCUCAUGCAGUAAACCUGGCAGGUGGACAGGCUGCCAGCAUGCGGAUCGCCAAAGACAUCAUGCGCCAUCAACAACACGACAACACAGAGGCUUCUGAACUGAGUGGGGAGAAAUCUAAAACUGAAGAAUAUAUUCAACAGAUGCAAGGCCUGCUGUGGCUUUAACUUUACAGUUUAGCCUGAGAGGCUCGUGAGUGAGCAGUCAUCUAUUCUUGAUUAUCCAGGUCAAAGGAAAAUAAAAUCAGCCCUUUGUGGCUUUGAUUAAAUGGAAUGAACUUAAAAUGCUG